This is a messenger RNA of Verticillium dahliae VdLs.17, 1371 nucleotides long. RefSeq lists its product as uncharacterized. Bases 1 to 1371 code for a protein of 456 amino acids. Gene Ontology annotation, cellular component: nucleus. Gene Ontology annotation, molecular function: DNA binding; zinc ion binding; DNA-binding transcription factor activity, RNA polymerase II-specific. The transcript is spliced from 5 exons. The record is from RefSeq and is a predicted model, not a curated record. Lineage: Eukaryota; Fungi; Ascomycota; Sordariomycetes; Glomerellales; Plectosphaerellaceae. Gene Ontology annotation, biological process: regulation of DNA-templated transcription; DNA-templated transcription.
AUGCCUCGAAACGCCUGUACAUCGUGCCGCUUGAGCAAAGUGAGAUGCCUCUCUCAGCGCCCCGGCGACAAGUGUAAGAGAUGCACGUCUCGCAACACGACGUGCUCGUACGUCCACGCACCGCAGCACUAUCCCUCGCCCUCGUCGGCAUCGCCUCAGUCGUGCUACGCCCUUCAGCACGAGACGGUCGGGCUGGACAUUGGCGGCGGCAGACCAGAGGAGAUACUGCGCGAAGCUCAAUUCGCACAGUCCCUCCUGCUUCUCUACUUUAGCAACUUUGGAGAUGUUCACUUUCUCUUCGACGAAGAGGUGUUCCUACGCCGCUAUGCCCUGAGCGAGGUGUCGGAAAUGGUGCUGUUUGCCAUGAUGGCGCUGAGCAUUCGAUUCUCUGUGGCGCCAUUCCGCGAGGCACUGUCGCCGGCCCACCGGGGCGAGAUCUUGUUCGAACACGCGAGGAGCCUUGUCAAGGAGGAGUGGGACCGGCCCUCUAUCGCCGCGGCGCAGGCAUACGUGCUGCUUGCAACAUAUAAGCUGUUGUACGGCGGGGCAAGACAGGCGUUCCUCUAUCUUGGCUUCGCUGCGAACAUGGUCAAAGUCCUUCGCUUGCUGGACACGAGUGCAGAAAUUGACCCUGUCCGUCUCGAGUGCAGCCGCCGACUGGCAUCGACCGUUGCCCUCAUGGAUCGGUUUGUGUCGCUCAUAUUACGCUUCACGCCGCACCUGACAGAGAGAAUACCCACAAUGAUGGCGGACGACGACUUUUGGGCGCUCAAGAGAAGGGAGCCGAUCGUGCUUUGUCGCAAGACUUCAGUCAGCCAGGAGAUUGUCAAUCUGUCUGAGCUGCUUGUCGCGGUGUCGAGACAGAACAACAACUCGGCGGAGCUCAGGUCCAGCUUUAGAAAUCGAUGGGCCGAUGAGCCACUUCAACAGUACACUACGACGAAUCUCGAAUAUCAUCGACAAAAGGAUAGCCUCCGCAGUUUCCUGCACAUGCACAUGUUAUACCAUCAUAUCGGCCAAUUGCUCUACUUUUCCAAUCUCGGGCACGAAUGUCACGCCCACGCUCGGGCGACUGCGGAUAUUGUGGAUUAUGCCUGGAGGGAAGGGGAUUUCGACAUACAUAACUACAUGGCCGGGCAGAUUUUGACCCUCGCUUCCGUCGUUCUUAGCCACGCGCUCCUCAUGAAGCCUUCCGUUGAAGACGAACGACGGAAACAUCAAUGUCUGGACGAAUGGGAAGCAAAGACGACUACCUCACAAGUCUUCGAGAAAGAGAGUCUGCUGGACGAGAUCACAUUUCUUGGCAGCCAAUUCGAGAAGCUCGAUUAUCUUAGUGCUGGUAUCGUCAUGGGGCCCCGGACAAUCAUGUGA